Molecule: messenger RNA, 1304 nt
Organism: Nyctereutes procyonoides (raccoon dog)
Lineage: Eukaryota; Metazoa; Chordata; Mammalia; Carnivora; Canidae
Exons: 5
Coding region: 1-732 (243 amino acids)
Source: RefSeq, a predicted model, not a curated record
AUGGAGGGAGUGGGCGGGAGAGGACGGGUGUCCCGGGCGGGGCUCAGGGCGUUGGCGUCCUGCUACCCUGCCCCCAGCCUGUGCCAGCUGGCCAGGCCGGGGAGUGACCGCUGGUGUGAGCUGGUGCCGCCUGCCCUGACUCUGCCCUCCGGUCCCAGUGCCUCCUCACAUCCGCCCUGCGUGGCCCAGUCCAGUGGCCGUGCCGGCCAAGAGCGCCGGGCGCGUGUGUGUGCGAGCGUGUGCACCCACGCGUGUGCUACAGGCGCCAGCAGCGCCCUGAGCGCCAGCUGCCGUGGGCUGUGGGCGAGCACGGGGGCAGGUCUACCCUGUCCAUGGGCAACAGGCGCCCCCCACACUGGGUCGUCGAGAAGGCUCAGUGACCGGACGUGGCCCGUGGCGGGAGCCACUGCACACAGGGCCUGUCGCCGUGUCCCCUGGGGCCGCCUGGAUCCCCUGGAGCCGCCUGGAUCCCCUGGAGCGCAGAUGCCGCAGUGGGAGGCAGCCCCGGCCCAGGCCCUGCUCACACCUGCCUGCUCCAAGGAGUCAGCCAGCCGACUGCGCGUCCCAGGGCCAGCCAGUCCCCCGGCUGCUUGGGACGUGCUUCCACCCGGGGUCCCCAGCCACAGGUUCACUAAAUAUUUUCACGAGCCCGCGCUGGAGGGUCUCGAUGACCCUGCAUCAUGUGGAUGGACCACGUUUUGUUCAUUGCUCCGUCAUGGACGGAUGACCUGAGCGGCUUCCCCGUCUUGGCCACCACGUCGGGGCGCAUCCCACGGAUGUUUGAUGGCCGUGCUGCUGCGACUCUCUUCCCCCUGAAGUGUGCGUAGCUCAGGGUGCAUGGACCGUGGAGGCGUCGCAGCCUCCUGUCUCGCUGGCACGUGGGUGUCAUGUCCCCCCUCCCCCCACCUGGGUGCCCCGGGCUCACCACCGUGUCUGUAGGCUCUGCUGUGAUGUCUCACAGGCGGGGUCAGAAUGCUCUAGAACCCUGUCCAUUCACACUUCUCUUCUACAAACUGAAACAGUGGUUUUGGCGCACAAACAGCAGCACUAUCCAUGACAGCCCAAAGACCCUUGCACGGACACGCUGAGGACCUGCCACAUGACAGGAGUGACGCCCAGACAUGCCCCACCGCGUGGACCUGCCCGGGGCAUGUGCCGCUCGGAGACAGGAGCCACACGGCACCGUGUGAUUCUGUUUCUAUGAAAUGCCCAGCAGAGGCAGACCCAGGCUCAGAGGGCAGACCUGGGGUCACUGGGGCCAGGGAAGGGUCGGGGUCUCUCUGGGGGGGACGAGAAGGUUCUGG